UUUAUUACUUUUAGGUUAUUAUUAUAUGUUAUUAUUUAAAAAUUACAAAUAAGUUACAUUAAUAGGAAAUUAAAGGCGAGAAAUCUGUGUUAUGAUGUCUUUAAGAUGCUCAAGCCGCUUGAUUAGGCAAUUAAAUAAGAUUAAUCUUAAAAACUGUCGAUGUUAUUCCGAUUCAUCCAGAAUAAAUUUUAUGAAGGAUAAAUUAAAACAUGGGCCGAAUUUGAGCGAAUUCAUCACUGGAUCGUCAGAACCUAUCCUCACAGAACGUCCUAACAUACCUUACUUGCCUGAUAGUAUUCAAGAUAAUUUAAAAAGAAAGGUUUUCUUCGAUGUAUAUGGAUGUCAAAUGAAUUUGAAUGAUACUGAUAUUGUGUGGUCUAUUUUGAAAAAGGAGGGAUUUGAAAGAACUAAAAUAGAAGAGGAGGCGGAUAUAUUUCUUGUUAUGACGUGCGCUAUCAGGGAAGGAGCCGAGACCAAAAUCUGGCACCGUCUGGAUCACUUAAGGGGAUUUAAACGGCGUCGAGCGCUCUCCAAGUAUAAGAAUAGACCAGUAAAAAUUGGUUUACUGGGAUGUAUGGCGGAGCGUCUCAAGGAAAAACUUAUAGAGAAAGAGAAGGCAGUUGAUGUUGUGGCAGGUCCAGACAGUUACCGAGAUUUGCCUCGUCUCCUGGCAUUGACUGACAGUGGUCAGACAGCUGUAAAUGUACUCCUCUCCCUUGAUGAGACAUAUGCUGAUGUUGUUCCCGUCCGGUUAAACCAAGACAGUGUUUCUGCUUUCAUCUCAAUAAUGCGAGGCUGUGACAACAUGUGUACAUACUGCAUCGUGCCAUUCACACGAGGCAGGGAGCGUUCUCGACCGAUUGCCUCCAUAGUGGAUGAGGUGCGUCAUCUCUCUGAUCAGGGCGUGAAGGAAGUUACACUGUUGGGCCAGAACGUGAACAGUUAUAGAGAUUUGUCUGGUCAGAGUGAAAAAUUAGAUACACAUAUGGCGAAAGGCUUUAAGACCGUGUACAAAAAUAAAAAAGGUGGUCUAAGGUUUGCUGAUCUGUUGGACAAAGUUUCUGCUGUGGAUCCAGAAAUGAGGAUUCGAUUCACUGCGGCUCACCCGAAAGACUUUCCUGAUGAGGUGCUGCAAGUGAUAUCGGAACGGGAUAAUAUCUGUAAGAUGGUACACCUGCCGGCCCAGUCGGGCUCCAGCGCAGUACUGGAGCGCAUGCGGCGCGGGUACUCGCGGGAGGCCUAUCUGGACCUCGUUGGACAUGUCAAGGCGGCUAUACCUGGAGUGGGACUCUCUACCGACAUGAUCUGUGGAUUCUGUGGUGAAACUGAAGAGGAAUUCCAGGAAACAAUGUCUUUGAUGCAGCUGGUCGACUAUAACGUGGCCUUCCUUUUCCCAUACAGCAUGAGAGAGAAAACCACAGCGUAUCGAAGGUACAAAGAUGACGUGCCGGAACAAGUGAAAAAAGAACGACACAACCGUAUGGUCGAUUUAUACAGAAGAAAAAGUCAAUUGCUGAACGAAGCCGAGAUAGGGCACACGCAUUUAGUGUUAGUCGAGAGUAUUGUACAGAAAACUGGACAAAUAUUAGGCAGAAAUGAAUUGUACAUCAAAGUUUUGUUCGAUCAAACUGACAUUUUGAGCCAAGAUGGCGGCAAAAGGGCUGUAACUCCGGGCGAUUUUGUAGCUGUCAGAAUUGUUGGCGCGAAAAGUUCGUUGUUAAAUGGCGUCCCUUUGUAUCAUACGAGUAUUAGAGAUUUUUAUAGAGACAAAAGUUGGGGGGAGAGGUAUGCUGUUAGUUUGUAAAAAAAAGUUAAAUCUUAUAAAUAUGCUCACGACUGUAAUUUCAGAUGGGGUACUCAGAUAGAUUUUGUAUUGUCGAUGUUGUGGGGAAUGUAGCACUUGAUAUACUUGCAGUUUUUAGUGUGUCACAUUCAUAGCCCCCCCACUACUGAAGAUUUUUAAUAUAUAGAAUAGUUUGUAAAUAUAAUUAAAU
This is a messenger RNA of Achroia grisella, 1994 nucleotides long. Its product is annotated as mitochondrial tRNA methylthiotransferase CDK5RAP1. Lineage: Eukaryota; Metazoa; Arthropoda; Insecta; Lepidoptera; Pyralidae. The coding region runs from base 92 to 1804 and encodes 570 amino acids. Gene Ontology annotation, cellular component: mitochondrion; cytosol. The transcript is spliced from 7 exons. The record is from RefSeq and is a predicted model, not a curated record. Gene Ontology annotation, molecular function: 4 iron, 4 sulfur cluster binding; tRNA-2-methylthio-N(6)-dimethylallyladenosine(37) synthase activity. Gene Ontology annotation, biological process: negative regulation of cyclin-dependent protein serine/threonine kinase activity; tRNA modification.